Molecule: messenger RNA, 2336 nt
Organism: Pomacea canaliculata
Lineage: Eukaryota; Metazoa; Mollusca; Gastropoda; Architaenioglossa; Ampullariidae
Product: zinc metalloproteinase nas-15-like
Exons: 14
Coding region: 936-2096 (386 amino acids)
Source: RefSeq, a predicted model, not a curated record
UUUGGUAGACUUUUUGUCAGUCUGCUUCCCCGCGGUGGCCAGAGACCACGCCAUCCAUUUUGGACGGUCUCGUAAUCUUGGAAGUCUUCGACCAACACAGCUUGCCAGCAGUCGCCGAGGGUCAAGGGGUAGAAAGGGAGAAAUGUUCAAACCACUCGUUGUUUUGUGUGUGCUCGCUCUGCUGCACGCGCCGACUGUGCGGUGUCAGGACGUGGAGCAAACCUCCGCUGCUGUUGAAAGCGAAGGUACCUUGUCAACGGAUGACUUCGUGACGACCCCAGAUGACGUCACUAUUCUAGUCACGGAUGACGUCACAAGUCCCUUGCCUGAUGUCAUGAGUGCAGUUACUGAUGACGGGACAAGUGAAGUGACGUAUGACACGAGUGCUGUUACUGAUGUCGUGACAAGUGAAGUGACGUAUGAGACGAGUGCUGUUACUGAUGACGUGACAAGUGAAGUGACGUAUGAGACGAGUGCUGUUACUGAUGACGUGACAAGUGAAGUGACGUAUGACACGAGUGCUGUUACAGAUGUCGUGACAAGUGAAGUGACGUAUGACACGAGCGCAGUUACCGAUAUCGUGACAAGUGAAGUGACGUAUGACACGAGUGCUGUUACAGAUGUCGUGACAAGUGAAGUGACGUAUGACACGAGCGCAGUUACCGAUAUCGUGACAAGUGAAGUGACGUAUGACACGAGUGCAGUUACAGAUGUCGUGACAAGUGAAGUGACGUAUGACACGAGCGCAGUUACCGAUAUCGUGACAAGUGAAGUGACGUAUGACACGAGUGCUGUUACAGAUGUCGUGACAAGUGAAGUCACAACUGACACAACUGCAGUUCCCGGUGUCACAAGUCCAGAUGUCAAUACUGUCGCAGCCUGUGAAGACAGAGACAAGAACUGCCUGUUGCUAGGCUACUCCAUCUGCACGGUCUAUGUCCUGGGCCGCCAUGUACUGCGCUCGCUCCUGCGACCUGUGUAACGGUGUCCCGAUCGAAGUGACGCUACACAGCAGCGACUACCCCGACUUCACGUCGGCCAUCAGCACGUCCAGCGCCGUCGAGGAGUCCUCCGCAACCAUGGAGCCAACACAGACGACCACAACCACGGAGCAAACACCAACGACCACAACAACGGAGCAAACACCAACGACCACCACGGAACCAACUGUCGUCACUGUGACGGAACCAACCACCGCUGGACCUUUGAUUCCCAACUGCUGCAAGGAUCAGCUUGGAUGGGAGGAAUGCAAAAACCACAGACUGGAGUCCUGUCAGGGUAUCUACCGCCCGUGGGCUGGUGCCAACUGUCAAGCUUUCUGUGGCUUCUGUCAGCCUUGCCCCAUCGAGCCAUGCGAGGACACGAACCCGUACUGCAGCCAGUACGGCAAAGAGAGUUGCACUUCCGAAAGCUACUUCAUCUGGGCCAUCACUAACUGUCGCAAGACCUGCAACCUCUGCAUCAACUACGGAUUCUACUACAAGUUGAACCCCAACGUGACGAUACCAACGAUGUCCCCUGACCAGCCAGCCGUGGUCGACACCACCCGCACAGCGCAGACAGUCGCAACAGCUACGACAGCAGCAACACCUACAGGAGGACAGUGUGCGGACCUGAUCAGCCAUUGCAGUGAAUACGGCAAAACUGACUGCGGGACCUACAGCGACUUCAUGAGCCACUACUGCCCUCGUUACUGUGGCAACUGCACUCCUGACUCAGGUGUUGAAACCACAAGUGAGCAAACGGAGCUGUCAACCACGAGCUCUACAGAAUGUGGAGACAGGCUGCAGAACUGCACCCACUACUUGGAAGAAUACUGCUGUGGCAUCUACGAGCCUUGGGCCAAACACAACUGUGCCAGCUACUGCGGCUUCUGUGGGGUGCCGCCGCCGCGCAAGUGUACAGACAGCAUCGAAUACUGUGACCGAGAACCUGACGACCUGUGCACCAAUCCCAACUACCGCCUCUUCCGCAUGGAGAACUGCGCCGGAUUCUGCAAAUUAUGCGACACUCCAUGGGUUCCACCAUCCUGUGCUGCGCACCUGUACAACGUUAGCGCUACAGUCACAGUCCCUGAAAUUACCUCUUCAAACUAAGAGUCAUGAACUGGAUGCUACACUUCCUAUCAAGACUGAAAAAAGUUAAUUGUCAUCCUUGCCGGCAAGGUACCAACGGGUCUUUGCAGAUGUCCGCCAUUGCCAAGACAUCGCCAUUAUGGACCUGAAGCUCUUUGAGACUUAUUUGUGAAUAAAUUUAUUUGACAGCACUGAAGUGGCAAACUGCAAGGUUCGAUGCAAUGCAUUCCCACUUCAGUAGCUUAUCAGGUCCCCCUUCUA